AUUUAGGGUUUCAUCAGCUCCGUUCUCUCUUCUCCGAUAAUCAGAUCCACGAAACUCUACUUUUCGGAUCAGGUCUCAGCUUCUCUAUCGUUUGCCCCUCAGAUCAACAAAGUUUCAUGUCUGAACUUGAUUCCCAGGUCCCUACUGCCUUUGACCCGUUUGCUGAUGCGAAUGCUGAGGACUCAGGUGCAGGAACAAAGGAGUACGUUCACAUUCGUGUCCAGCAGCGGAAUGGUAGGAAAAGCUUGACAACGGUCCAGGGGCUAAAGAAAGAGUACAGCUACAGCAAGAUACUUAAGGACCUCAAGAAAGAAUUUUGCUGCAACGGAACUGUGGUUCAAGACUCAGAACUGGGACAGGUUAUUCAGCUUCAAGGCGAUCAGAGGAAGAACGUCUCCACUUUCCUAGUCCAGGCUGGCCUUGUGAAGAAAGAUAACAUCAAGAUCCAUGGUUUCUGAGCUGCUUCUGUUGCAUUGUCCCUUGGCUGUUUAAGUGGAUCAUUACUGUAUCGUGCAGUUCCAAAACAUAUAUUUGAUUGCUUCUUGUUUUUUUUUCUUAUAGCUUUGGUAUGAUACUAAGAGACCAUUAUCUUUUUCUUCCACAUGCUACUUGUGUAAUAUGAAAUUGUUGAGCAUUUUCCAAUAAAAAUGUGCCUCUUUU
Arabidopsis arenosa is the source of this 660-nucleotide messenger RNA. NCBI's taxonomy places the organism in Eukaryota, Viridiplantae, Streptophyta, Magnoliopsida, Brassicales, Brassicaceae. The record is from the annotation of a GenBank genome assembly.